Molecule: messenger RNA, 1784 nt
Organism: Selaginella moellendorffii
Lineage: Eukaryota; Viridiplantae; Streptophyta; Lycopodiopsida; Selaginellales; Selaginellaceae
Exons: 14
Coding region: 58-1104 (348 amino acids)
Biological process (GO): glycerophospholipid biosynthetic process
Cellular component (GO): mitochondrion
Source: RefSeq, a predicted model, not a curated record
AACAUAUGCCAAGAAUUUUGAUUAGGGUUUAUCGAAGAGCAAGGGCGGGAGGGAGUGAUGGCGCUCGCUCGUCGCGUCUCUAGAAAGGCUUGUGCCACGCUCCUCCUGUCGAUUCGAAGGCAUAGUACUUUCGGCAUUGCCUUUGACAUUGAUGGCGUCCUUGUUCGCGCAAACAAGCCGCUGUGUGGGUCAUCGCAGGCCCUUGCUCGUCUCUAUCAAGAGCCCUCUUCAGAAACCACGCUUCGUGUCCCUUUUAUACUUUUCACAAACGGUGGCGGGUACACGGAAGAGAAGAAAUCCUUGGAGCUGAGCAAAUUGCUGAAGAUCAAGUUGUCAAGUGAUCAGGUGUUCUUGAGCCACACUUCCUUCAAGGAACUUGCAAGCUGCUACCGGGACAAGAGGACGCUGGCUGUUGGCAAGGGCGAGCCGGCUCAAGUGCUGCGGCACUACGGGUUCAUGAACGUGGUUGCGAUGGACGAUUACGUUUGUGAGUUUGAAAGCAUUGAUCCAUUGGAACAGUACAAGCCGUGGUCGAGAGCUGGCUCGGCAACAUUGGCAGGGAGGGAAUCGCAGGACGUCCAAGCUGUUUUUAUCGUAAGCGACCCUGUUGAUUGGGGCCGUGAUAUACAGGUGGUUUCUGAUGUUCUAAAUGGUGGAGGCAAUCCUUUAAAAGUUGGUGGAAAGGCUCCGCCUUUAUAUUUUGCGGCGGACGAUCUUAUCUAUCAGUCAGCAUUUCCCGUCGUGAGGUAUGGGAUGGGAGCAUUUCGAAUCGCGCUGGAAAGCGUUUAUACCAGAUUAACCGGCAUGCCAAUGGUGUACACGUCUUUUGGGAAACCAAAACCAGCGACGUACAAACUCGUUAGAAAAGAAUUGGAGAAACUUGCUGGCUCUGUGGAUCCAUUGCAAACGAUCUACAUGGUUGGUGACAACCCGGCGACUGACAUCCGCGGUGCAAAGGAGGCAGGAAAGCCAUGGUUUUCAAUCCUCGUGAGGACUGGAUGCUUCAGGGGAAUCAACAACGACGAAGAAUUUCCAGCCGAUGGGGUCGUCGAUAACAUCGUCGAGGCAGUAGAUUUUAUAUUGAAAAGAGAGGGACUAGAUUGAGACAUCAACGUCGGUGUAGCUUGUAAGGACGUCUGGAUUUUUUUAUUUCUUUUUCUCAUCGCUGGUUACCAUCGGCGUUGAAAAUUCGUCGUACGGAGGCGAGAGAUCUUUUUUUCCCCUACUAACAUUGCUUGAUGGAACGAAAACUCGAGUUUUCCAUGCAGAUCAAGCGGGCCUGUUCAGAGUAAGGCAAAUGUAUCAAUCGCGGAUCGACAGAGGCAUUUACAAGUCCUGUGGCGCCGGUGGUUGGUUGCAAGGGACAAAAGGAUGCACGGAACAAGGCCACGGAGAGUCCUGCGAGGAUUCCAGCAGUAGGAGCCAGUUCUCUGGUUUUGAUGGAGCUGGACGUUAGCGGCCUGCGAGCAACCAGUGCUUCUCUCACAGUGGCGUCGGUUAUCUUUGCAGGAGGGGGAGCUCUCCAUCGCCUCGGUGUAGCGCGAUGCGACGAGAGCUUUGGUUCAUCUCUUCCCGAUCCAAAAGGUCGUAGCAGCAUUGGUUGGAGAUUCGGUGGGGCUUCCCUGUCUUUUGUCCGCUCGCUUGUUAUUGGGACUAGCGAACCAAGCUUCCCGAGAAGACGAAGACGAAGGCGAGAAAGAAGAGCUCGCCGAGAAUUUGUCUACGCAUGUAUGAUCGUUAUCCUCAUUUGCUUUUCUCUUUUGCUGAGAGGCCAUCUUUUCUCU